Amorphotheca resinae ATCC 22711 is the source of this 2685-nucleotide messenger RNA. RefSeq lists its product as hypothetical. Gene Ontology annotation, biological process: DNA-templated transcription; regulation of DNA-templated transcription. The record is from RefSeq and is a predicted model, not a curated record. Gene Ontology annotation, molecular function: DNA binding; DNA-binding transcription factor activity, RNA polymerase II-specific; zinc ion binding. NCBI's taxonomy places the organism in Eukaryota, Fungi, Ascomycota, Leotiomycetes, Helotiales, Amorphothecaceae. Bases 404 to 2518 code for a protein of 704 amino acids. The transcript is spliced from 10 exons.
CUGAGAUUUAUUCACCACCGACAUAUCCGCCACCAUUAUAUGCCGUCCUCCAAUGCAACCAGCUUGCGUUUACGACUGUCAGAGUGCUUCCAAACCCCUAGUGGGACCAGAUCACAUAUUGCCAACACCCCUGCCAUACGUGAGCGCCGAGGCAAAUAACAACCAAAGAGGAUCCCGUCGCGCUGCCACACAACUCUACUCAGUCGGGAGGGCAUCGUUAGGGGUGCAACUCGUCCUGGAAAGACUCAUGAUAUAUCACCUAUCCACCAGUGCCGCAACUGCCAGCCAGGAGGUGUGCAACCAGAUUUCCCCGGUCCACUAGAGAAGAACUCCGUCGAUACUUCGACAUCGACCGAGCCCCAUCUCCUGGUUGGAAAAAGAAACCUUUGUGUCAGGCGUGACAAUGAAUCUGGAUUCGGCCUCUAGUGCCAGCUCCGGCCCUCCUCCGAACCAGAGAAAGGAGAGAGGCGCAAUCGCCGCACAGGCCUGUGAUACUUGCCGGUCAAGGAAGCAAAAAUGUGACGAACAGCGACCAAAGUGUGGCCUGUGCCAGCGGAUGAAGCUAGAGUGUAGGUACAGGGAACCGCAACCUACGAAGAAAGAUAAGACUCUCGUUGAAAUACUGGACCGCUUGAAGAGCCUGGAAGGCAAAGUUGAUCGGCUACCCACUUUUCGACCACCUGUUAUGUCUGGCUUUGGACCGCCGCAGCCAUCUCCUGCCAGUCAGCCGUCGUUCAGUUAUGAGACUGAUGAACUGUCGCCCUUUCAAACUUCACAUCGACCGUCUCAACAACCGAGUCCCAGCGGGAUUGGGAGGAAUCAACCAUAUCGCCACACUUCUGCAGCUCACAAGUUGCUAACGUGGCCUGCCAUUCAGCAGCUUUUGUUGCAAUCUCUACCGUCGAAUGUGGGAGAUUUAAAGAGCCUUGAGCAGGAAGGAUCAGCAUUUCUGAUUGGAAUCGAGGAAGGAACGCCGGGUUUACCUUUAGAUGAUGCUUUGCAAGAUAGACCUUUUGUUGGCAUGCAGUCGCAAGCAACCAGAACCUCUGGAGGGGCGCGAGUGAUCUUCCCAGCCUUGACCCACGACGUAAUGCAGCGUUUGGCAACCCAUUAUUUUGACACCUUCAACCUUCUCUACCCCUUAUUAGACAGGCAGACUUUCCUCUCAGACACUCUGACAAGAGUACAUACCGAAGGGUUCGAUGGGGAUACAGACUCCGUCAUUGCACUGCUUGUCUUUGCCCUUGGAGAACUCUCAAUAGAAGGGUCCUGCGGUAACCCCAUUGAGAUCCAUAAAGGUCGUCCCAGUGGUAUUAGGGGCGGAACGGCAACAAGGCCCCCGGGUUUGGCGCUCUUCAAUGAGGCAAGGAAACGCAUUGGAUUCGUGCUGACAGAAUGCGAACUCGAAAACGUCCAGAUCUUCUCUUUAGCAGCGCUUUAUUAUCAAUCUUGUUUUCACCACGUCGAUUUCUGGAGAAUGGCCGUGUCAGCGUCUCUGGCCUGUAAAGUAUUAGUCACGUGUAAACCGAUUGACUGGAGUUCUCCGAGAGGAGAUCUUGUUAAGCGCGCUUAUUGGCAUUGCGCAAUGAUGGAGACAGGGCUCUAUCUCGAGCUUGACUUGCCGCCAACUGGUCUCGUAAACAUCGAACAUCGAGUAGGCAUUCCUAAUUUCAACAGCCCCUUCUGUGAAGCAGAUGAUAGAGCGAACCAAUCUUCACAUUUCGAAGCCCAUUACGCUUCUCAGGUUGCCCUUCGACGGCUGUGCGUCAACUUACACCGGACCCUCAACGAUUCAGCGUCUAAUAGUAAUACGCCUUCCUCAUCGACCAAUGACGACUUCGGCGGACCUACAUCGAAAGCCCUGGACCAACUCUCAUUACAAUUUACACAAUGGCGGGCGUUACUUCCGCGGGAUUUGCAGUGGGCCGAAGAUGAUCCUGCUAGCUUUCCAACCCCUCAACCAGCGAAUUUCGGGGUUUUCAACCAACCGCUGGACCCGAACCUGUCGGCCCGCACUGGUCACUCUAGCGUCCCAUUGUUCACUGCAGACUUGAACAGUGAGCCAGUACAUUACCCGUACGUCUAUGAUAUACAAGUGGCUUUACUGAGAACGAGGUAUUACUACGCAAAGUAUAUGGUGUAUCGACCAUAUGUGUACAAAGCUCUGCACUUCCCCGAACUGAUGACCCAGGAGGAUGCGGAAGGAGCCGCGGAAUGUCUACGGUCGUGUCUAAAGUGGCCUUUGGUACUUUCUCCCACCUCUCGUCGUAAGCGACUGGUACCAUACCUCUUCUGCUGGUCACAGACUUUCCUGGGUAUUCUCCUCAUCCUGCAAUUGACGCAACAUAAUCCAAUGUUGAGAGACAUACGGGCACAAUUCUGCGGGCCGAGGUUCGAGGCCGAAAUCGACCAGACGGUAGAGACCAUGAUUGAUUGGAUCAGAGAUCUGAAGAGUAGCGAUUCAAUGGCUAUGUGGUGUUGGAAUGUUUUGCAAGCUAUAUAUCACCUUGAGUUGUGAAGGCUGAUGAAAGAUAACGACAACCGAUAUGAUAUACACGUGUUAUGUGUGGGAAAAGGCGUAGAAGGGACUUACAUGAGAAUAUCUAGUCAUGAGGUGUACAACUGCGGGUAGCAGAGGAAUGGCGUUUCGACACACCAGCUGAUUAGAGCGUUUCCGGGUACACU